UUUGCUGCGGGCAUCGUGGAAUUUGCUUCGCGCGAGAGCACGCUUCACUGCCCGACAGGACUUGAGUUUGUGGCGGAGCGCAUCGGCUCGGAAGAUUCCGGAAAGCCGGGUCUGCGAUGGCUUCUCUCUCUUCGGCCACCCUCGCGCCAACCGCCUUCUCCUCCGCCGCCAGAGCGCCGUCGUUCGCGCCGAGGACGGCCGCGUCGUCGCCGGCCGAUAGUUUCGCCGGCUACCGAGCUCCGUCGUCCCUCUGGCCGCGCGCGUUGACCGCCGUGGGCAACCCUGUGCCUGGGCUCCGGUCCAGAACCAGCGGGACCUUUCGCUGCUUCGCUUCUGUAUUAACUCCACAGCUCAAGAAUACACUGGAUACGGUGGUUAAUUCGCACAAGGUGGUUCUAUUCAUGAAGGGAACUAGGGAUUUCCCUCAAUGUGGGUUUUCCAACACUGUUGUGCAAAUACUGAAGUCCUUCAAUGUACCUUUUGAAACUAUAGAUAUUCUUGAAAAUGAACUGCUCCGUCAAGGACUGAAGGAGUACUCCAGUUGGCCUACCUUUCCUCAGCUUUAUAUCGAAGGAGAGUUUUUUGGAGGGUGUGACAUCACUGUUGAGGCAUACAAAAGCGGGGAGCUGCAGGAACUAUUGGAGAAAGCGAUGUGCUCCUGACGCAAUCUCUCUCUCGGAAAGAUCAAUGUGCGCAUUCAUGGUGGAUUGUGGAAGGUUCCAAGGAUUUGCUCUUGGAUGCCAAUAAUAUUUGUAUAGAACAUCUCAUUGUUGGAUGCAUAUCUUCACUUGUAAUAACAGCUAAAAUUUCUACUGCACGCCCUGUUCCAUUGCGCAGAAGCAGAGUGCUCCUUGUGGAACUGCGACAUUGUUUCACAUCAUACGACGAUGAUUGUCAGUGUGUGUUACUGCUA
Eucalyptus grandis is the source of this 913-nucleotide messenger RNA. RefSeq names its product monothiol glutaredoxin-S7, chloroplastic. NCBI's taxonomy places the organism in Eukaryota, Viridiplantae, Streptophyta, Magnoliopsida, Myrtales, Myrtaceae. The transcript is spliced from 3 exons. The coding region runs from base 117 to 662 and encodes 181 amino acids. The record is from RefSeq and is a predicted model, not a curated record.